Messenger RNA from Knipowitschia caucasica, 1614 nucleotides. The record is from the annotation of a GenBank genome assembly. Lineage: Eukaryota; Metazoa; Chordata; Actinopteri; Gobiiformes; Gobiidae.
AUGGCGCUUAUAAUGGGGACUGGAACUUGUCUGGUGCCAAAAAGUGAAUUCAUAGAAGUUUUGGUUCGCGAACAGUGGCAUAAAGUUUUGGUGCACCUGAAUGAGGAAAGUCUUACAUUAAGUUGUGAGGAGAGUAGUGACAACUUGAACUCUAACGGCACCAGCCAUGGCUCAUACCUGGACAACAAUAACGCCAACUCCAACAACGCGCCCCAAAGCGUGCGCUCGGUGUUCACGGACCUUCCCGAGCGAGUGCCAGAGACCAUCGCCAACAGGAAGCGCAGCAUUAAGGUGACCAAGCAGGAGGUCGGGGGGCUGGGGAUCAGCAUCAAGGGCGGCCGGGAGAACAAGAUGCCCAUACUUAUUAGUAAGAUAUUCAAAGGUCUGGCUGCGGACCAGACCCAGGCGUUGUACGUGGGAGACGCUAUUCUGUCCGUCAAUGGAGUGAACCUGAGGGAAGCCACGCACGACGAAGCGGUGCAGACGCUCAAACGAGCUGGGAAAGAAGUGACCUUAGAAGUGAAGUACAUGCGUGAGGCCACACCGUAUGUGAAGAAGGGUUCUCCGGUGUCAGAAAUCGGCUGGGAGACCCCCCCUCCGGAGUCGCCCCGCCUGAGUCCCAGCAGCCUGUCCUCCCCCUCAGAGCCCCCCAGUCCCCCUCUGCUGUCCCCCCACGGAGACCGCCGCUGCAUCCCCCUUCGAAUGUGCUACGUCACCAGAGCCAUGACCACGCCGGACCCCGACAACAGACAGCUGGAGCUACACUCCCCUGACACCAGGCACACUGUGGUGCUGCGCUGCCCGGACCAACCAUCUGCCCUGAGCUGGUUCACCGCCAUGCACUCUGUCACCACCGCCAUGGCACAGCGGGCGUUGGCAGAGCUCCUCCAGCAGCACGGCUGGAGCGGCAUCGCUGGCAGCAAGGAGAUCCGACACCUGGGCUGGCUGGCGGGAAAGACGGAGAGCGAGAAGCAAAGCUGGAAGCCGGUGCUGGUGGUCCUCACUGAAAAAGACCUGCUGUUAUUUGACAGUCUCCCACGGGGCCGAGACGCUUGGCAGAGCCCCACGCACACAUACCCACUGCUGGCCACGCGGCUGGUCCAGUCUGGUCCGGACCUGGGCUCUCCUCACUCCGGCACAGAGCUGUACUUUGCCACUCGCACUGGCACGCGACUGGGCAUAGAGACGCACUUGUUCAGAGCUGAAACCACCAAAGAGCUUUCCCUGUGGACCAGACUUAUCGUCAACGGAUGCCACUCCUCUGCCGAAAUGAUCAAAGAAGUCUCCACCAGCUGUCUGUUCCAGGGGCAGGAGUGCAGGCUGGUCAUCCAUUAUGAAAAGGGCUUCUCUGUGGUGACGGAUCCAAAGCUGCUGGACGAUCACAGCGACGAUGUCCACUUGGCUCAAACUCCGGUCAAACCUCGCGUGCUGCUGUCCCACCCCUUUGAGAGGCUGAAGAUGUCCUCAGACGACGAGAUACGGAUGCUUUUCCUCGACUUCGGCGGCAAAGAAGGCGAGAUUCAGUUGGACCUUCACUCCUGCCCAAAACCCAUCGUCUUCAUCCUCCAUUCCUUUCUCUCGGCCAAAAUCUCUCGUCUGGGUUUAGUGGCCUGA